Molecule: messenger RNA, 384 nt
Organism: Gongylonema pulchrum
Lineage: Eukaryota; Metazoa; Nematoda; Chromadorea; Rhabditida; Gongylonematidae
Source: the annotation of a GenBank genome assembly
UUUCAAAAAAAACAGCUACUGAUGCAUUUUGUUGCGCUUUCACUUCUCAGCAUAUGGCUUACAAUUUUACCAAUACAAGGGCUCUUCUUCCGAAGAGAACAAAAGAUAACUGUUACUGGUGAGCUGGGGUGCAACAACAAUGUGCACGAUGAAGAUGUCAUUGUGGAGCUCUGGGAGCAUGAUAUUAUAUUCGCGGACGACAAACUAAAUACGACGCAACCAUCUCGUGAUGGAACUGGAUCAUUCGAAGUAAGCGGAUCCGAUAGCGAAUGGGGCUCCAUCGACCCGUAUAUCAUCAUUAAACACCACUGCUAUGAAGGCAAACUUAACAUGGUAAAUAACGAAGCUGAAUUUUGCCGUAUAUUAGAAAUUACGGAGCAGUGA